AUGUCCCCGCAGCUGUGCAGUGCCCUCCUGGUCAUUCUGGCUCAUCAGAUGUUCUGCAGAGCACAGAACCAGGGCCUGGUGGCCAUGCCCAAGUCAAGAAGCGAGCGUCAGCAGUUCUGCCACUGGCCCUGCCGCUGUGGCGCCCGCCCCCGGUGCCCCCCCGGGGUCAGCAUGGUGUUGGAUGGCUGCGGCUGCUGCAAGGCCUGUGCACGACAAGCGGGCGAGCCGUGUAACGAGCGCGACAUCUGCGACCCGCACAAGGGCAUGUACUGCGACUUCUCCGGAGACCGGCCACGCUUUGAAGUUGGUGUCUGUGCCUACAUGUUGGCGGUGGGCUGCGAGUUGAACGGGGCCUUUUACGACAAUGGCCAGGCCUUCCAGCCGAACCCGCUCUACAAAUGCAUGUGCAUUGCCGGUGCCAUCGGAUGCACUCUGGCCUUCACCCAGAAGCCUGCCGGGCUGCUCGGCCCCUCUCCUCUGCGUGCCGGACCACCGGAUUCUUCCCAAAGCAGUGCAAAGAGCAAGCAUGAGCAGGAUACCGGCUACUGGGCUAAGCCAGCUUACAGGGAUCACCCUUUAGCCUGGAAGAACAACUGCCUGGUACAGACAACGCCCUGGAGUCCAUGCUCUCGCACCUGCGGGAUGGGAAUCUCUGUUCGGGUCACCAAUGACAACAGCAAGUGUGAGAUGCGCAAGGACCGGCGCCUCUGCCUGCUGAGGCCAUGUGAAAAUGCUGUGCUCAGAAGUGUGAAGAUCCCAAAAGGAAAGACAUGUCGGUCCCAGUUCCAAGCAAAGAGAGGAGAGAAGCUGAGGCUGUCAGGCUGCACGAGUGUACAGCGCUACCGGCCCACCUAUUGCAGCGUGUGCAGCGACAAGCGCUGCUGUGUGCCCACCAGGUCGCGUAUGGUCUCACUGGAGUUCCGCUGUGCAGCCGGCACCAGCGUGCGCUGGAAGAUGCAGUGGAUCACUGCCUGUGUUUGUCAGAAGAAGUGCAGUGCACCAGGGGACAUGUUUGCUGAACUGCGCUUCCUCUAG
Scleropages formosus (Asian bonytongue) is the source of this 1035-nucleotide messenger RNA. It is a transcript of the gene ccn6, whose product is annotated as cellular communication network factor 6. Gene Ontology annotation, molecular function: integrin binding; heparin binding. Bases 1 to 1035 code for a protein of 344 amino acids. Lineage: Eukaryota; Metazoa; Chordata; Actinopteri; Osteoglossiformes; Osteoglossidae. The transcript is spliced from 5 exons. The record is from RefSeq and is a predicted model, not a curated record. Gene Ontology annotation, cellular component: extracellular matrix; extracellular region. Gene Ontology annotation, biological process: cell adhesion; positive regulation of cell differentiation; signal transduction.